This is a messenger RNA of Dimorphilus gyrociliatus, 1086 nucleotides long. The record is from the annotation of a GenBank genome assembly. NCBI's taxonomy places the organism in Eukaryota, Metazoa, Annelida, Polychaeta, Dinophilidae.
AGCUUCCCAAUUGGAAGUGUCCUGUAAUAUCUGAAAAAUUAUGCAAUCUUUAACUCAUUAUUUCUAAGAGAUAUUAACAUUUUACAUUUGCGGAAUGGCCGAAGUGUCAAAGGAAGACUCUGAAGUUGUAACAAAAAUAAAAACAGAACCAGAAAGUGCUGUAGAUUUAGAAGCAAGAAUCCUGCAAUUAUGUGAAUCUAUACCAGACGGAAUUAACGAUGCAAUUAUUCAAAAUACAAUGCCUCAAUGCGAUGCUACUCAAAGAGUUAUGGCUGUUAAUCGACUUCUUUCAAUGGGAAAACUGGAUUUGAUUAAAAUUGGUAAUAAACUGUUGUAUAAAUUAAAAACAGCCGAUGCGGCAAGCAAUCAACUCAAAGGAAGUGAUCAUCAAGAAAAACAAAUUUAUCAAUUAAUUGAUGAAUCCAAAAAUAUGGGUAUAUGGAUGAGAGAUAUACGUCUUAAAAGUGGUUUACCAAUGUCUCAAGUACAAAAGACACUUAAAGUGUUAGAGAGUAAAAAAUUAAUUAAGGCUGUUAAUUGCGUUAAUGCUGCGAAGAAAAAAGUUUACAUGUUGUACGAUGUUGAACCUGAUAGAUCAUUAACAGGAGGAGCGUGGUAUAGUAAUCAAGAUUUUGAAUCAGAAUUUGUUGAUAUUCUUAAUCAACAAUGUUUUAAAUUUCUUCAACAAAAGCUUGCGCAGUCAAGAGAAGGAGAUUUGGAACCGACAGCAAAACGUAACGCUUCCUAUGCAUCGUCAACAGAAAUAUGGAAAUUUAUUUGUGAAUUAGGUAUUAGUAAAGUUAAAUUGGAAGUUGAAGAUAUCGAAACUAUUAUGAAUACGCUUAUCUAUGAUGGUAAAGUGGAAUUUACAGUUGUUCCAAACGGUGAUGGUAGCCAAUUAAAAAUAUAUAGGGCUGUCGUUAGCGUUGUUCCAACAUCUGGAUUUGUCAGAACCCCUUGUGGGGUGUGUCCUGUAUUUAACGACUGUUACGAAGAUUGGGAUAUCUCACCGUCAAAUUGCCAAUACAUGAAUGACUGGUUAAGUUUUUAGAUAAUAAAACUUUUAAACAAAAAUAAAAACUACUA